This is a messenger RNA of Osmerus eperlanus (European smelt), 2707 nucleotides long. RefSeq names its product lysophosphatidylcholine acyltransferase 2 (gene lpcat2). Bases 175 to 1758 code for a protein of 527 amino acids. Gene Ontology annotation, molecular function: lysophosphatidic acid acyltransferase activity; calcium ion binding; 1-acylglycerophosphocholine O-acyltransferase activity. The record is from RefSeq and is a predicted model, not a curated record. The transcript is spliced from 14 exons. Gene Ontology annotation, cellular component: endoplasmic reticulum. Lineage: Eukaryota; Metazoa; Chordata; Actinopteri; Osmeriformes; Osmeridae.
UUUAACCGGGUGGUAGGUGGGGCCUAGAAUAGUUCCCUUACUGAACUUUGCGCCGUUUCUCAAUCGGUGGAACGUCGAUAUCGACGUGGGACGGCUAUGGGGGGAGAAUAUUCUCAUCGAGGAAGUUGAGUGCUAUAGUUGUUAGUGAAACGCGCAACGCCGCUUUAAGUUAGAAUGCCGCCGCAGAGAGUGUGCGCUCUACCAAGGCAACAGUCAUUAUUCCUUCCGGCGGUCCUAAAUCCGUUUGUUCAAGAGGUGAAAUUGGCCAAAGCUGAUGUAAUAAAAUGUGUACUCCUUGGAAUUUUCCUGGUUCCUAUCCGAGCCAUUCUCAUGUGUCUGGUUCUCAUGGUAACAUGGCCGGUAGCUGUCAUAACAACAUUCAUGCACCCCCUGAAAGGUGCAGUGGAGCCCAUGACGGGAUGGAGAAGGUUCAUGUGUCGAAGGGUGAUGGCAGCUCUGGGGAGGACUUACUACUUCUGCAUGGGUUUUAGAGUGGUGGUGAAAGGGAAGCAGGUCAAUAGUGCUGAAGCCCCCAUCUUGGCUGUAGCACCCCACUCCACCUUUUUUGACGGCAUCGUGUGCAUUGUUGCAGGCUUGCCCUCCACUGUAUCUCGAGCAGAGAACCUAGCAACUCCUAUAUUUGGCCGGUUUGUGCGCUGUCUCCAGCCAGUGCUGGUGUCCAGACAGGACCCAGACUCUCGUAAGAACACCAUUCUGGAGAUCGAAAGCAGAGCCAAGUCUGGAGGCUGCUGGCCACAGGUUCUCAUUUUUCCUGAGGGAACAUGCACCAAUCGCUCGUGUCUCAUCACAUUCAAGCAAGGUGCCUUCAUCCCAGGGGUCCCUGUACAGCCUGUUGUCAUGAGGUAUCCCAACCUACUGGACACUGUGACUUGGACUUGGCAAGGCUUUAGCUUGAAAACCCUGUUGCUGCUCACGCUGUCCCAGCUCUACACCACUGUCGAGAUUGAGUUCCUCCCCCCACACAUUCCCACUGAUGAGCAGAAGAAGAGCCCAGCUGAGUUCGCCAGCGCCGUGAGAGAUCUUAUGGCCAAGGCCCUAGGAGUCCCCGUAACGGACCACACCUAUGAGGACUGCAGACUGAUGAUCACAGCAGGGGAACUGACUCUGCCCAUGGAGGCAGGCCUAGUGGAGUUUACCAAGAUCAGCCGCAAACUCAACCUGAAGUGGGACAACGUGAAGAAGGAGCUGGAGGGCUUUGCCGCCAUGGCCUGCUCCUGUCAGGGAGGCCGCAUCAACAUCCAGGAGUUUGCUACCUUCCUCAAGCUGCCCCUCAACCCUGCUCUGCAGGAGCUGUUUGCUCUCUUUGACAGGGAUGGAGAUGGUACCAUUGACUUCAGAGAAUACGUCAUAGGUGUGACGAUCCUGUGUCGACCAGCAAACACAGGAGAGGUCCUUCAGAUGGCUUUCAAGUUGUUUGACACAGACGAGGAUCAUCGAAUCACAAGAGAGGAGUUCUCCUCUCUGCUGCGCUCAGCUUUGGGUGUCUGUGACCUCAACGUCUCCAAGCUCUUUAAGGAGAUCGACGCAGACUGCUCUGGCUACAUCACCUAUGCUGAGUUCCAGACCUUUGCCCUAAACCAUCCAGAGUACGCCAAACUUUUCACCAACUACCUGGAGCUCCAGCGGCACCAGGCAUUCCAGGCGGUAGACACUGACAAUCUAGACCAGCCAUCAGCCAAUCAUUUAAUCCCGGGAGACAUCCAGGAAGACAGCACGUCUGACAAGAAGGACGAUUGACAUUGAGACUUGAAUGCAUCUUGCUGCAAUGAUGCAAUGCACUGGACAUGGAAGCACAACAGGAUAGGUUGCACAAACUCAUAACUUAGAGAAGUGAAACCUGUAUCAACACCUCAUAGCCAUAGGAAAUACCUCUUAUGAAAUAGAAUGUAGUUGGCUUGCCUUCUGAAAUUCAGUAAAAAAAACUUUGGGAUGUACUAUUAUCAUCUUUUAGUGCCUUAUAGAGAUUCAUACCAGCCAUUGGCCACAUUACUGCACUGAAAGUGUUAAAUCAUCGACAUAAACUGCACUUUUUUAUGUUAGACAUUAUUUUUUAAGAAAAGAGAGAUUUGCAAGCACUGGCUUCUGUGGAAUGAUUUUAGGAAGUGUGGUAAACUGAGCAAAAAAAUGUUUCGUCACCCCCUGCAUGUUGCGUUAAGGUAUCCAAUCAUUGUACCUAUUGUGUUUUUUUGUUUUUUUGCAAAACCUUGUGAGGUCUUCAUAACUGUUCGGCAGUCUGCGUAAUCAAAUACUUAACAGAGAUCAUCCUUCUUGGCAACUGUAAAAGAAACAGCACUAAAUCUACAGUAGGUACCGUACAUCUGAAAAAGAGCAUGCAUGCUGCGUUUUACACUUUUUCCCGCUCAGAGACCAACAUUGUACAUCUGCUGUAUAAUUAUCUAAAGGUUUUGCUUUGCAUCUGUUUCUAUUUGCAUUUCGAUUGAAGAGAGUUGUUGCUGAGACAGCAGUGUGGGCUACCGACACAGUUUUAGACUAAAGCCCAGCAACGACUGAAAAUAGGGCAAUUUGUGAGCAAAAAGGCAACAGUGUUUAUUCUUCAGGGUAUGGUUUCAAAUUAACUAAAGGCAUUGUUAUUUAUUUAGCAGAGCUCGCAGCAAUUAUGUGAAUUUUUGUUAACACAGCAAUGUUUGCUUUUGUGAAAUAAAAAAUAAGUACGAUCUUAACUCUC